This is a messenger RNA of Piliocolobus tephrosceles (Ugandan red Colobus), 2568 nucleotides long. RefSeq names its product potassium voltage-gated channel interacting protein 2 (gene KCNIP2). Gene Ontology annotation, biological process: regulation of potassium ion transmembrane transport. The record is from RefSeq and is a predicted model, not a curated record. Gene Ontology annotation, cellular component: voltage-gated potassium channel complex. Gene Ontology annotation, molecular function: potassium channel regulator activity; calcium ion binding. The transcript is spliced from 6 exons. The coding region runs from base 349 to 903 and encodes 184 amino acids. NCBI's taxonomy places the organism in Eukaryota, Metazoa, Chordata, Mammalia, Primates, Cercopithecidae.
AAGGGUGGGGGCGGGGGUAGGGGAAGCCAAUCCCGGCAGCGCCAAAGGGGGGAGGCGGCGGUGACAGCCGCGGGGAGGGGGCGGGAGGAGAGAGGCGGCUCGGCUCCGCUCCACGCUCAGCUCUGCUCUGCCUCCGGCUCUGCGCUCACCUGCUGCCUAGUGUUCCCUCUCCUGCUCCAGGACCUCCCGGUAGACCUCAGACCCCGGGCCCUUUCCCAGACAGCCUCAACCCGGACUCCCCCAGCCCCGACAGUGCACUAGGCCGCCAGGGGGCGCCGUGUGAGCGCCCUAUCCCGGCCACCCGGCGCCCCCUCCCACGGACCGGGCGGGAGCGGGGCGCCGGGGGCCAUGCGGGGCCAGGGCCGCAAGGAGAGUUUGUCCGAUUCCCGGGACCUGGACGGCUCCUACGACCAGCUCACGGACAGCGUGGAGGAUGAGUUUGAAUUGUCCACCGUGUGUCACCGGCCUGAGGGUCUGGAGCAGCUGCAGGAGCAAACCAAAUUCACGCGCAAGGAGUUGCAAGUCCUGUACCGGGGCUUCAAGAACGAAUGUCCCAGCGGAAUUGUCAAUGAGGAGAACUUCAAGCAAAUUUACUCCCAGUUCUUUCCUCAAGGAGACUCCAGCACCUAUGCCACUUUUCUCUUCAAUGCCUUUGACACCAACCAUGAUGGCUCGGUCAGUUUUGAGGAAAUGCUUGACAUCAUGAAGUCCAUCUAUGACAUGAUGGGCAAGUACACAUACCCUGCACUCCGGGAGGAGGCCCCAAGGGAACAUGUGGAGAACUUCUUCCAGAAGAUGGACAGAAACAAGGAUGGUGUGGUGACCAUUGAGGAAUUCAUUGAGUCUUGUCAAAAGGUACAGCUCCAUGCCCUCUACAUUACCCUGACCUGGACUCAGGCCUGAUUUAGUAAUGUAGGGAAAAACUUCUUUGGGCAGAAUACCACCUCCCCACCUCACCCCCACAUUUCAAUCCUAUUCCUUUGUGGGAGGCUUACCCCUUCCCUACCUCAGGUCUCUCUGGGCAUCUCCUUCCUCUGUGCCUUUGAAUGUCCCCAUCUGUGACUCAGUGUCCCUCUCCCUGUCUCUGAUAAGCUCCUUCUCUUUCUGUCUCUUCAAUCUGCCUCGCUCACACCAUGGCCACAGGAUGAGAACAUCAUGAGGUCCAUGCAGCUCUUUGACAAUGUCAUCUAGCCCCCAGGAGAGGGGGUCAGUGUUUCCUGGAGGGACCAUGCUCUAACCCUAGUCCAGGUGGACCUCACCCUUCUCUUCCCAGGUCUAUCCUUGUCCUAGGCCUCCCUGGGGGCUGGAGGGAUCCAAGAGCUUGGGGAUUCAGUAGUCCAGAUCUCUGGAGCUGAAGGGGCCAGAGAGUGGGCAGAGUGAAUCUUGGGAGGUGUUCCCAACUCCCACCAGCUCUCACCCGCUUCCUGCCUGACACCCAGUGUUGAGAGUGCCCCUCGUGUACGAAUUGAGUGGUUCCCCACCUCCUACCCCCAUUCUAGAAACACACUAGACAGAUGUCUCCUGCUAUGGUGCUUCCCCCAUCCCUGACUUCAUAAACAUUUCCCCUAAAACUCCCUUCUCAGAGAGAAUGCUCCAUUCUUGGCACUGGCUGGCUUCUCAGACCAGCCUUUGAGAGCCCUGUGGGAGGGGGACAAGAAUGUAUAGGGAGAAAUCUUGGGCCUGAGUCAAUGGAUAGGUCCUAGGAAGUGGCUGGGGUUGAGAAUAGAAAGGCCUGGACACAAUGUGAUUACUCAGGCAUACCAGGUUACAGCUCCAAGUUCCACAGGUCUGCUACCACAGGCCAUCAAAAUAUAAGUUUCCAGGCUUUGCAGAAGACCUUGUCUCCUUGGAAAUGCCCCAGAAAUUUUCCACACCCUCCUCGGUAUCCAUGGAGAGCCUGGGGCUAGAUAUCUGGCAUAUCCCUGGCAUUGCUUCCUCUCCUUCCUUCCUGCAUGUGUUGGUGGUGGUUGUGGCAGGGGAAUGUGGAUGGGAGAUGUCCUGGCUGAUGCCUGCCAAAGUUUCAUCCCCCCCUCCCUGCUCAUCGUCCCUGUUUUGAGGGCUAUGACUUGAGUUUUUGUUUCUCAUGUUCUCUAUCGACUUGGGACCUUCCUGAACUUGGGGCCUAUCACUCCCCACAGUGGAUGCCUUAGAAGGGAGAGGGAAGGAGGGAGGCAGGCAUAGCAUCUGAACCCAGUGUGGGGGCAUUCACUAGGAUCUUCAGUCAACCCGGGCUCUCCCCAGCCCCCCAGAUAACCUCCUCAGUUCCCUAGAGUCUCCUCUUGCUCUACUCAAUCUACUCAGAGAUGCCCCUUAGCACACUCAGAGGGCAGGGACCAUAGGACCCAGGUUCCAACCCCAUUGUCAGCACCCCAGCCAUGCUGCCAUCCCUUAGCACACCUGCUCGUCCCAUUCAGCUUACCCUCCCAGUCAGCCAGAAUCUGAGGGGAGGGCCCCCAGAGAGCCCCCUUCCCCAUCAGAAGACUGUUGACUGCUUUGCAUUUUGGGCUCUUCUAUAUAUUUUGUAAAAUAAGAAAUAUACCAGAUCUAAUAAAACACAAUGGCUAUGCA